Myzus persicae (green peach aphid) is the source of this 1476-nucleotide messenger RNA. Its product is annotated as zinc finger protein 512B-like. The record is from RefSeq and is a predicted model, not a curated record. The transcript is spliced from 3 exons. Bases 119 to 772 code for a protein of 217 amino acids. Lineage: Eukaryota; Metazoa; Arthropoda; Insecta; Hemiptera; Aphididae.
UAAAUAAACUUCUUGAGCAGUCCGCUGGUUAUACGCUGUUUACGCCAAAGGGUUGUACACGUGUGUAUUGUUCGUUUUUGAACCUCUGCAGUGUUUCCGUUCUAAUUCAAAAAACGCGAUGAAUCACGCGAUUAUUGUGUUGUUGGCGGUCUCGGUGACGUUGGCCACUUGCACCACCGUGUCGUCGAUCGACAAGUCUCGGGCCAGUGACACUGAUCACAAGGCGGACGGCAAGCAGAAACGUGGAGUGUGGGGCUUGGGAUACGGUGGUGGUGGUGGUGGAUUCUACGACGAGGGCUCGAGCUACGGUACUCUUGGAGGUUACGGGCUUGGCAGCGCCAUCGGGGCCGGUUACGGAGGGUACGGUUACGGAGGGCCCAGUUACGGGGGUUAUGGUUAUGCACCACGCCACUACCCCACGCACGUGCACACCGCCACGACAAUUACCAAGAGCGUGCCGGUACCGCAACCAUACCCGGUGACCGUCGAGAAACACGUCCCGUACCCGGUGGCCGCGCCGUACCCAGUCGAGGUGCCCAGACCGUACCCGGUGGCCGUGCCCAAGCCGUACCCCGUGUCCGUCGAUAGGCCGUACCCCGUGCACGUAGACAGGCCGUACCCGGUGCCCGUGCCACAGCCGUUCGCCGUACCGGUGGUCAAGCACGUCGGCGUCCCAGUGCCACACCCGUACCCAGUUGAGGUCCGCCGGCCGUAUCCCGCGCUGCCACUGCCCUACCACAAGCCGCUGUACUCCGAUCACGAUCUAUGGUGAACACAGCCGUCCAGUGACUUGCUAACAAUUCGUUGUAAAUAUACGAGUAUACACACGUCUUCUACGGAAUUGGCGUCUUUGCCAUACACAAAAUAUGCCAUUGGACUUAAAUACGCAUGUGGAUUAAGAUCAUUAACCGCGUACGACUAUCGCUCAUAUUUUAUUAUUAUUAUAAUAUAUUAUACUGUACACUUUUCCCACACACCGAUCGCCUACUGUAACGUCAGACGUCCCAUGGACCCCACACAUUUUCUUCCUGGGUUUCCGCGUUUUUCUCUUCCAUCGACAAUACACGUGCGUCGUAAAGUAAACGCGCAGUGUAACUAUAAUAUUAUUAAGUAAUACAAAAAUAUGGUUUUAUAGUCCAAAUUUUUACAUUAUGCAUUGUGAUUUAUAAUACACAAAUCUAUAAUAUUAUAUUAUGUUGUUAGUAAGUUAUUAGAUAUUAGUUAUAUUAUACAGUAUAAAAACACUGAUGCAGUAUGUAAAUGAAAAACCGAAAUCUUAUAUUUUGUAACGAGCAUUAUUUCAAAAUGUAUAACCAUACCGAUUAUUAUUAUCUUAUUUUACUAUUAUAGUGUGUUAUUACUGUUUGGUGGACUUUUUCACAUCUGUAAUAAAAUGUUUUUAUUUGUUAUGUUAAUUUAUUAUUCACGUGAACUGCGUACAUAUUUUAUUUAAAUAAAAUACACGUCCACUGCAAU